CAUCCCCGUCUUUCUUUCUUUCUUUCUUUCUUUCUUUGUGCCCAACUCUGACACGACUCACAGUUUUUUUGGCACGAGCUGAAAGCCUCAAAGUAGUAAUGGUCCAGCUGCUCCAGCACUCGCAUCUGCACACUGUAUUCGCCGCCGCGACCACCACCAUCGGAGUCGGACAGUUUCCCCGCCGCCGUGCCAAAUUCCCCACCUCCCUUGUUCUUCUUCCUCGCUGCACCUCCUCCUCCUCCUCCUCCUCCUCAGGAGCUCCAAUGGACGCCAAUCCUCCUACCACCGCCAUGUAUCCUCUCCACCGCUGCAAAACCAUCUACCUGGUCAGGCAUGCCCAGGGUGUUCACAAUGUGGAAGGCGAGAAGGAUCACAGCGCCUACAUGUCGCCCCAACUCUUUGACGCCCACCUUACUCCAUUGGGCUGGAACCAAGUUGACUGCCUGCGUGAGCACGUGAAAAAAAGUGGACUUGCACAAAAGAUUGAGCUGGUUAUUACUUCCCCUCUACUGAGGACUAUGCAAACUGCAGUCGGGGUCUUUGGGGGUGAAAACUCUGUUGAUGGAGUAAGUGCACCACCAUUAAUGGUGGAAAAUGCUGGACAUAGUAGCCGGCCAGCUAUUUCCAGUUUGAACUGCCCACCGUUUCUUGCUUUUGAGGCCUGCAGGGAGCACUUGGGUGUGCAUCCCUGUGAUAAAAGGAGGAGCAUUACAGAAUACCACGCUCUCUUUCCUGCCAUUGAUUUUUCGCUGAUAGAGAAUGAUGAAGAUGUACUUUGGGAACCAAAUGUCAGAGAAGCAAAUUCAUCUGUCGCAGCUAGGGGCAUGAAGUUCAUUGACUGGUUAUGGACAAGGGAAGAGAAAGAGAUAGCUAUUGUAAGCCAUAGUGGAUUCUUAUAUCACACCUUAAGCAUGUACAGCAGGGAGUGUCAUCCAACCAUAAGAGAAGAAGUGGGCAAGCACUUUGCCAACUGUGAGCUCCGGUCGAUGGUGUUGGUCGAUACAAGCAUGCUUGGGUCUGAUUCCCCCAGUUACAACUACCCUGGAAGUAUUCCAGCUGGACUUGAUCUUCCUAGUGAUGCUGCACCUUGAGCAAAUUCAAGACCUGUGUUAGAGAUUGUUACCGUGCAUUGGUGCCUUGAUUAUUUUUCCCAGCCCAUUGACACUAUUCAAGCUAGCACUGGAAGUCAGAAACUUGGGUGAAUUCAAACAGCAUCUACAGAUAGAACUUACCAUUUGUUGCCCAAAAGUAUGAUCACGAUUUUACAGGAUAUUUUAUGCUUACAACUUUAGAGCAUAUCAUGUUUUAAAAUUUUACAAGAUACUUUAUGUCGUAUCUCAACACGUACUGAACUUGACUGUAAUAAACGUACGAUUUACAUAUUUUACUCAUGUACUUUGUGUUGCUUUUGUUUGCU
This is a messenger RNA of Oryza sativa Japonica Group (Japanese rice), 1417 nucleotides long. Its product is annotated as phosphoglycerate mutase-like protein 1. Gene Ontology annotation, cellular component: cytoplasm. Lineage: Eukaryota; Viridiplantae; Streptophyta; Magnoliopsida; Poales; Poaceae. The record is from RefSeq and is a predicted model, not a curated record. Gene Ontology annotation, molecular function: phosphatase activity.